Molecule: messenger RNA, 28737 nt
Organism: Paramuricea clavata
Lineage: Eukaryota; Metazoa; Cnidaria; Anthozoa; Malacalcyonacea; Plexauridae
Source: the annotation of a GenBank genome assembly
AUGAGUUCUCAAGAAAGUGGAGCUGAAUCAGAGUUGGAAAAUGAUAUUAGUGUAGAAAGUAUAAAAACAAUUGCAAGCUCGUAUGGUAUAACCAAGCUGAAUGAUGAGGCACUACAGUUUUUACUUGAUGACGUUAAUUUUCGCUUGAAAGAAAUUUCUCAGGUAGUUUUCUAUGCUUUUUGGUGGCAUGUAUAAAUAAGGUCGAUUUACAUUUUACACUACACAAGUUUUGCCUAAAACUAUCGCAUGCAAAUAUGCAAUUCUCCUUACAACUUGAAUUAUAAAUUGUGCUGUUUAAAUUAAGCAUGCAACUCACCUACGACAACAUAGAUGAGUUGUGUGCUUGAUUUACACAUGCAGUACAACUCAAGUUGUAAGCAGGUUGCAUGCGACAGUUUUAGGCAAAUAGGCAAAAGUUAUAAUACUAAUGUUUAAUCUGGUUUAUACCAGUCAAUGGCCAAUUCAAGAAAGCUUGAAAAAAUUACUAUCCAGCUUUCGUACAACCAGCUCUAGGCAUUUGAAAAUUACUGCUGAUGCCACAAUUCCUGUUUAUUUAUAUAGUUUAUGGCAAAAUUUAUUUAGGAAUAUGUUUAUUAGAUCACAAGUGUGGAAAGUUUGUAUCAAGCAACUGCCAGGGUGCAUUCCAUGUAAACGCCACGCCGAAGGUUUUAAAAUACAAUUUUUUUUACGCCAAGAAAUUUGAAGUCUCAUGCCAGCUGAUAAUAAACUGAAUGUAGGACAAUAACAUUAAAAGCAAAAAAUGUCGCUAUGACGUAAAACAGAAUACUUAAAUGCGAUAAAAAAAUCGAGAAAUGCGCCUACUAGCUAAAUAAACAAUUUACAGUAUUCUUUUUCGAUAACGAUACUCGAACAUCAUGUUCAGUUGAAUACGUUUUAGCUUUAAGAAUUAGAAACAUUCUCAUGAUUCAUAUUUAAUGUUUUGUAGUAGACUUAUAUUUUUAAAUAAAUAAAGAAAUGUACGCCGGCGCCGCGGUGCUGUUACGCCAACAUCCUAGCGAUUUUACAUUUGUACGCCGUUACGUCAAGAGGAGUACAACUCCAUGCCGGAGAUCUCCGAACUUUUGUGCACGGAAUGCACCCUGGAGCAACUGAGACAUUGAGUUCACAAUUUUGAUUCGAUUGUACUUGUAUAUACUGUACCAGAAUAAGAAUCAUAUAUGACGUACUGUAUUGUGUAGACUGGCCUUUAUGCACCUGAAUAUAUUUGCAGGUGCAUAAUAUCUAGUGUAAAUGGUUAGGGUUAGAUAACCCUAAACCAUACCCAUAACCCGAAUACAAAUUAUGUCUAUUCAUGCAUGUAUUGUAACAUAUAUGGGUAUAUAAACCAUGUUGUCUCCAGCACAAUCUAAUGGGCAUUGCUGAAUACUGACCAGAAUUCCAUACAUGUGUAUUUUGCUAUUCAACCAAUCAAAACAGCAUACACAAUACAGUUAAGUGCACAUUUAGGUGAGAAAUUCAAUUUCAUUUGUCAUAUUGUUAAAACAAUGCUAGUACAUCAUCAGCAAGCCAGCUUUGCAUGUGUGAGAUAGUGAAUGCAGCAGUAAGGUACAUAUGUCCCAGCAAGGAACUCAGUCAUGCAGUCACCCAUUGAGUUAGGUGUGUUUCUGAUCAAAAUAUGGGUCAUGCUGGUCAGAAAUUUUUCAAAGGCGGGAGCUGCGCACACUCUGCUACCCAUAAUGCCCUGCUUGGCAAUAUAGCCCCUCACCAUGUAUUUCUGAUGUUACUUUAAUUAAAUACUUCAAGCACUGGAAAACUAUAGAAACAAACCAUAAAUUAGUGUUUCUGCUGUAAAAAAAUAUGUUGCUUAUCCAUGAGACUACAGCAGCUGUCAACAUCUUGAUGAAAUUGCAAUGUAUCAUUACUCAUAAUAUUCAUGUCUCUAUAUCAUGCAGUGCAAUUUCAUUAACAAAACUACUGAUUUUAUUCUGUUUGACUCGUACUUUUUCAUUGCAAACUGUGUAAGUGUUUUUCGUUGGAAACUGUCAACGCAAUUAGCAGAGACAACUUAUAUUCAUCAUCAUUGUUAGUACAAAUGUGUGUUGAAAUAUUCUUUGGAGCUGUGGUUAUCACUUAUCAGAGAUUGGGAAAAUAUUUUCCUGGGUGCAAACCUGCUGAUAAAAAUUUCCUGAAGACCAACUGAGUAUAUUUAUGCUAAAUCUGUUCUUAAACAUAGUGGCAUAGUUUAAAUUCAAGGAAAGAUGGCAAAAGGGUCCAUAAUGGAACAUGCUUGUUCAAAAAUUUCAAGGUGCAAAUCUUCGACCUAACAAAUUUCCUGCAUCUGUUAAACAUUUCGUGUGAGUAGCACUAGAAAAAAAAUAGUGAAGUUCAUACUAUGGAAUUUGCUAACUCCAUAGUAUGAAUCCAUAAUCACUAAAUCCAUAGUAUAUCCAUACUAUUUCCAUUCUACUGUAUAUAUCCAUAGUAUGGAAAUUGCAUUUAGCAUGAAGAUUGGAUUUCCAUACUAUUUUCAACUAAGAUGCAUACUAUUUCCAUAUAGACAUAGUAAGGAUUUGAAAAAAAGUUCCAGUGUAGUGCUUGCAUGCACAACUAUUUUUCCUCCCCUCGUGGUUGCAUGGCUAUGUAACGCCUACGUGUUGCACGCGGAAAUGGGUCGCUAAGAGACUCCAUGGAAAGUGCACAGCUAUAAUGAUUGCUUCAGCUUCUUAUAUAAUAUGAUACAGACGGUGAACAUGUUCCUCAAGAAGAGCAGCCAGAAUCCUUUGUAUUGAUCUAAUCAGUGUCUUUCCCAUAUGCCAUCAAAUUGGCUAGUUCAGUUGUAGUGCACAGUGGAUUCAGUUGAUGUUGCAUUUCAACAAUUUUGCCUAUUAUGUUAUGCCAUAAUCCGUUGUGAAUAUGAACGAAGCCUACAGUACACUGAACUGUCGCGCUUCCGUGGAUAAAGAUAUUUCCUGCCUUGAUACUGUUGUCAUCCAUUUCUUCUUACAGUAGGUACUGUACGCAGUCACAUCUUGUAAGCAUCUCCCUGAUUAAACCUCAUUCUGUGAUUAAUGUUGUGGAGAGUCCAUCUUCCUUUGAUUGUCAAACCCCAAUGUGAACAUUUCGAUUUUAUUCCCUGAAGUUUUUUUCUGUAUAUAUCCACCUGUUGAUUAUAAUGUGUCCUGGCACGUUUCUUGCACGAAAUACGUCGGGAGGGUGAAAAAUCAUCAUUUUUGUAUUUUUAUACGACUGUAUUCUUAAAGCCGAGAUAUUUUAUGUGGUGAAAACUAUAUGUUGAUAAAAUGAAAACAUAAUAUAGAUAUUUACGUUUCAAAUUUGAUUGAAAUAUUUUUUUGCGCGAAAUACGGGCAUGUGUUGACAGCAGAAGACCUUGUAAGCCCUUGGUUUCAAAUAUCAGGUCAUGAUAGCAAGCUGCGUGUUGCGGCCUUCAAUGCCUUUUAAGUAGAAUCUAAAACUUUGUAGUGAUUGUCAAAUUCUUCAUGUAACCGAAAUAAACAGCGGGAUUGGUCUUACUAUUGUGCAGUAUAGCCUGUUUAUAAUCGAAUGUAAUCGAAGCACGUUUACCAUGAGAAUAAUCAAUCUCGUAUUAGAAAGUGUCACCUUGUUGUCGUUAAUUAAGAGGCAAUGGGCGGUGUAUUGCUCUGAUAAUCGAAUAACCCGCGGAAACUUAUCAUCUUCGUCAACAAAAAUGUAAGAUUCAAACUUUUGUUAAACUCGGGUAUUGCCCAAUUUUCUUCAAAUUUUCACAGAAGACGCACGAGAACCAGGGCUACAAUAGUAUGUACGGUAGCUGUAUGAUUUCAUUUUUUACUUAUUGCCCUUCGAACACAAAACAUUACAAAAAGAAAAAAGAAAACCUAUACAGUAGCUAUACCGCACACACUUUUGUUGAGGCAUCAUUUGACUUUCCGAAAAGCUUAUUUUGGAGGGAUUUUAUUAAAACCAUAGCUUAACGAAACUUUUCGCGUGAAGUGAGUGCGUUUUUCCUUCGUCUGCAAAAUAAACGAAACCUUAAUAAAUGGUGAAAUAGUAUGUUCAUUAACUGAUUGAACAUUCAUUGUACUAGUGAGCUAAAUUGGUUGAAAACAUGCACAGGCCGGAAUUUCACGCGCGCAACGUGUCUCAUUAAUUAAAUUAGUGUAACUGUAACCUUAAUUAAAUGAGUUUUGAAUACAUGUUUCUUGUAUAGUGAACGUUUGCCAAUAUAUGCACUCUUCCGAAAAGAACAUUAUUUGGAGCCCAUAAAAAUGUUCAAAUUGAUAUAACUAAAUGAUUUCGUAAGUUUUAGAACUUACAGACCCAGUCCCACUUGGGACAGUGCAAUGGCAGUAGGGAAACAUAGGACUAUACCGCACCACAGUUAAUAGAAAUAGAACCUCACCUAUAUACCUAAUAAAUAAAUUUGCAGUACUAAAUUUACGUGGUGUUUCCACAAACAAAAGUAUUAUAUGUUUUAUCGCCAUGCAAACCUACAAAGAACUUAUACCGCACCUCCCGAGCGCAAGAAACACUGUGCAUGCAUGCGUAUUGUUAAAUCCAACCAAGGGCCACAAAGGACCAAAGGCAAGAUGUAAAAUGGGCUCCGAAAAGACCCGAGUAAAGCGAUCGAACUGGCUAUGGCAGAAUGCCAAAGAAUGCCACCAAUAACAAGAGAAAAACUCUAAAGUUAAGGUCUUGAUCAUAGAACGAGAAUCUAUAGCCAACUGUGAAGGCAAUGCAUUUCCGAGAAGAUAUUUUAGGCAAGGAAACCCUAGUCAGGUUCCUUGCCAAACAGACUUCUCCUCUGUUUUACAAAUUAUCCAUCCUCGAAGUUGCAAAUUGAAGAAAAUUAUAUUCUUGUUUCAGCUCCACUUGAUGAGACUAUAAUGCAGUAUGCACCAGCGGGGUUGCCCUUGCAAUAUAUGGUCUUUUUAAGGACUAUCCCAGAUAUCAUCUCGAGCAGUCAAAGUGUCAAAACAUGAUAACUCAAAUCUUCAGUGCACAAGAUGCUUUUAUUCGGAGUAUGUGUUGUUUCAUAUUUCCUAAAGCUGUCGGCUGAAAUUAAGGAAUUCCAGUCAAAAUACACGCCAACAUGGGUUAUGCCCCACACUCUUUCAUUUUUUAUUGGUAUAUCACAUAGAAAUAUUAGACCUAUUAUUUCUAUUACUAUGUCUAUUAUUUCUAUGCAUAUCACCUUGAUCUGUCGUUCCUAUAUAGACCGUAUAACUUCUGUAAGAAGAGACGAGAAUGCAAGUGAAAAUGUGCGGAAACAAAUGUGAUGGAAUGUAGACAUAUAACACUGUUAAUUUCAUGGAGUUAAUUUAACUCCAAAGGUGGAGUAAAAUGUGGUUUAAAAGAACUCCACUGGAGUGAAAUUAACUUUCUGGAAUUAUCAGUGAACUUUGCGCUGUACACAGGAUAAGAACAGGACAAAAUAUGCUGCUGCAGUUUCGAAAUGUCAGAAGCUUGCAUGCAUGGGAGAUGUUCCAGAGUUGUUCUCAGUUGGGGAUAACGGAUUUUUAUUGUUUGAUACAAAUCAUUAUUCUGCCUUGCACCCUUUUUUGAGACUUAAAAUAAUGCCCCUUAUACAUUUAAAUUGAAGAAAUGAAAUGUACAUAGUAAAUACUAAUGAUAUAUGGAUUACUAGCCAAAGGUUCUUUUAAAAAUGUCCGAACUGGGAUUAAUCGGAAUUGGAUGUUUAGUAAUUUCUAAUUUGUUUUCAUGACGAGUUCAUAUACUUGUGGUGAUUGAUGUAUGUUAUUUUGCCUUGUCAUUCAUUCAUUCAUUCAUGUAUUUAUUGCAGGAAGCACUGAAAUUUAUGCAUAAAGCGAAACGAAGAAAGUUGUCUUCAAGUGAUUUUGACAAUUCUUUAAGAGUGAGGAAUGUUGAGGUAUGGCAGCCAUAACAUGUACUGUAUAUAGAAUAUUAUAAAAUUGAAUUUAAUACUGUACAGGGUGUCUCAAAAAAACCUGCUAUACCCUUGGAAAUUCACCAUUGUUCUAAUUUGAAUGCCUGAGUGCUAUCUUGAACUCAUGGGUGCAUGAACAAUUUGAAUGGAAUUUUAUGCUUGAGAAGUUAUUGAAAAGUUUCUGGUUUUGUUCAGCAUAUGACUGAUUGAUUUAAACGCAACAAAAAUACGUAAGUUAAACAAAACGUUGUUUAUUUUUACAAUUAUUAAGCACCUCGUCCUUCGACGUGGCCCCCAUUUCUCUCAACACAAAGUAAUGUUCGUCUAUGCAUAUUACGCACGGCUCGGCUAAUGAGGGCAGGCUGUUGUCGUAAAGCAUCAAACUCUUCGAUGAUUCUUUAGCGUAACACAUCAAUAUCGUGUGGUGGAGUGGCAAAGAUUUUGUCUUUGAGAUAUCCCCAAAGGAAAUAGUCACACGGUGUUAAGUCCGGUGAGCGAGGAGGCCACUCAACAUUGUGACCUAACCCUAUGAUGUGGUUAUUUCCGAAGACUUCGUUCAGCCGAUCUCUUACUUGAAUGAGACGAUGUGCUGGAGCGCCGUCUUGUGCCCACCAAAUACCCCGAAACAAUCCUUCCCAAUAUUGAUUGUUGAAAUGCACAGCGAGAUUCGGGAAAACAAAUUCGUUAAGCAUUGCAAGAUAGGAAUGUCCGUUAACAUUUUGUUCGAAAAUGUAAGGUCCAACAAUUAAACCAUUUCCGCAGAGUCCUGCCCAGACAGUCAGUUUGGCACGGGAAUUGUUCCUCUCAAAAUUGAAUGCGGGCGGAUGUCCUUUAGGUGCAUAUUCACGAACAUUAUGUGAGUUCACUUCACCAUUAAGGGCAAAUCCUGCUUCGUCUCCUAUUAGUAGACUGUCCAAGAAAUGUUCGCCUCGGCAGCGUUGAUUGAACCAUUCUGAGAAGCGUAAAGGCCGGCGCACACUGGAGCUAUGUGCUUAGCCAAAUUUCAUUCGUGCCCAUUGGCGUAAGGAGAUAGCUCUCGUGUGCGGGCGAUUUACGAACAACUUUUGUCAUUCGUGCCACUUACGCCAAAUAUCAAACAUGUUUGAUAAUUUCUGCCUCGCGUGCCAAAAUCUUUCCGUGUGCGGCGAACGAAAGCCUUUUGCUUACGGAUUGUCUUAACAGCGCAUGCGUAGUAUACGAAAGUAAACAUCCAAGAUGGCGGCGCAAAAUGAAUUGCUGGCCGAGGCAAUUUUGCGCCGCCAUCUUGGAUGUUUACUUUCGUAUACUACGCAUGCGCUGUUAAGACAAUCCGUAAGCAAAAGGCUUUCGUUUGCCGCACACGGAAAGAUUUUGGCACGCGAGGCAGAAAUUAUCAAACAUGUUUGAUAUUUGGCGUAAGUGGCACGAAUGACAAAAGUUGUUCGUAAAUCGCCCGCACACGAGAGCUAUCUCCUCACGCCAAUGGGCACGAAUGAAAUUUGGCUAAGCACAUAGCUCCAGUGUGCGCCGGCCUUAAUUGACGUGGGAAGUCGCCUGCUAACAACUGGUGUCGCACAAACAUUUGAUAUGGGUGCCAUUGCAGGUCAAGCCUUGUUAUUCUGUUAAAGCUUGCAUGUGAAAUUUGAAGAGGAUUUCGGCGAGCACUCACACUUUGUGUUUGCUGGAGCAGAGCUCUAACAGCGUCAACAUUUUCCUCAGAUCGUGUGGUUCGUCUCCUACCAGAAUUACCUUUAUUAAGGUUAAGACACAGAAUAAGGCACACAGAAGGGCACACUGGCCGCCAUCUUCCUAGCCAGUCGAUUACAUUUUCUGGCCAAUAAACGCGCUGUAUUGGCUGGCCGCCAUCUUCCUGGCCAGUCAAUUGCAUAUUUUUGCAUAGAAAAAUUGUGACACGUUGCACCGCUGAGUGGCCCUUCUGGUACUGAUCUUUAUUCUGUGGUUAAGACUCGAUCCAGCGUUCGUGUAUUUUCUUACGUUGCUUAAAAUUGUUGUUUUAGCAGGUGGAUUCCGAUCAGGAAACCUUUCUCGAAAAAGGUUUUGGACUGCGCCUAGACUUUGGGUUCGCGUAUAAUUUAAGACAAUAAAUACUCUUUGCUCUGUGCUCAGUUGAGCCAUUUGCUUGACAUUCACUAAUAUGUAAUUGAACGAUUUUCGUGCAGUUAUACUUUUGUAUGAACCUAUUUUCAAUUCCCAGGAUAAAAAAUUUCGCUUUUCAAGGAUAUUUUAAUUCCGAAGAUCUUUAAUAUAUGCAUCCUCUGAAAAUAUUUACGCAUUCAUGGCUUCAACAAGGUUCAGGCAUUCAAAUUAGAACAAUGGUGAAUUUCUAUGGGUAGCGGUUUUUUUGAGACACCCUGUAGAACCUCCAUUAAAUGACACCUUGGGGUUAUUUAACAAUUAUUACCUAAGUGGAGGUGAAUAGUACAAUGACCAAAAAAACAACGAAAAUGUUUUUAAAACAAUUUGUAUUUCAGUUCCCGUAAUAGUUGUAAACAAAACAGUAUUUACACGCUUUCGGUAAUUUUAACAUUUUCGUGCAGUUUGGCGAAACCGUAGGUUCGUUUAGUACAAAAGGUUUAUCGGAACCGGAACGAAACGGGAAGCCAUAAUGUAACCGGAACGAAACGGGAAGCCAUGUUGUUUUGUCCUGAGGUGAAUAGUGCAAGGAUAUCUGGAGCUGAACAACCAGGUCAACUAAUCAAAUUGCGUGAAAAGCACUAUCCACGUCCCGAGUAUAGACCCAUUGCACUGACGUCACAAAUCCUUAGAGUGUCCUCCAGAUGCAUCAUCACUGGCGCUGUGACGUCACGUGCAAUGGGUCUAUAUAUGCCAAACAAUAAUAUAUUUUAUUAUUUAUUUAAAAAAUUCCUGGUUUCUGAUUGGCUAACAGCCAACUGUGAAAUUGUCAUAUCAACUCAAUGGCUAACCAAAUACGGAUUUUCCACAUUCAUAUUAGCAAAAUGACGUCAAAGAGUCGAUAUGAAAAGAAUUUGGACGCGUUUGCGCCAUAUUACUAUGACGACGAGAAUCAAAUUGACUCGCUGACGCCAUUGAUAUGACGCGACGACGGCUGCCGAAGGACUAAGGAAUUGUUUUUUUCUUAAUACAAAUAAAAUACAAAUGUUUGUUUUGAAUUUUUUAAAUAAAUAAUAAAACAAUUAUUGAAUUCGGUUUUCGCACAAUAUGAAGAAUUAUCAAGCCCUCAGUUUGCCGUUAUCAACCCCAGCCUUCGGCUUCGGUUGAUAACGGCAAACUUCGGGCUUGAUAAUUCUUCAUAUCGUGCUCAACCUCAUUCAAUAAUUGUUAAAUAUAUGUAGUGCUUUAUUAACAUCGGGACAACAUUGGGACGAGAGGUUUGUCUCCGCUUAAAAUUAGAGGUGUUCGUUUGUAUACGACUAUACUCUAAUUUUAAAAUACAACAAGACUUGGUAUCCUUAACCAAUUAAUUUCCCAUUUUCUCUGUUCGAAGUGGAGGAUUUUUUUGGAAUGAGCCAUUUAUUGAUAAAGGUCCAUACUGUAAAUGACUAUUGUCUAUCUCCUUUCCCAUUUCUCGCAGCCAUUGUGUGGGUUCCUUUCAUCAGAAUUCAUUCCAUUUCGUUUCACAAGUGGAGGUGGUCGAGAUCUCUUUUAUUAUGAUGAUCCAGAAAUUGAACUGAGUAAGAUCAUUGGUACACCUUUACCUCGUCUUCCACUUGAUAUUUCACUCAAAGGUAAUUAUUAAAUGAGAUUUUACUACAGUAUGAGUUUCCAUUUGGGUUAAAAUGUUGAGCCAGCUAUACGUGUUUGAAAAGUAAAUAAUUAUACUGUAAUAAUUAUACUGAGAACAUUUUGGGCAAAGUACAUUAUAUGCUUUUGUCAUCAAAAUGUAUUGUAUAUAUUUUACUCUUUUCUUUAUAAUUUUAAGUACUGUUCAGUUGCUUAAUCAUUCAUGGUAUCCAAACCGAAGAAAUCUGUGAACCUCAAAGAGAGGCCCUGAGAGAUUUGUUGCUUUUGAUUGUUUUGAAAACCAAUCAGCCGCCCUUCUGAGACAAUUGCAACAUAUUUUCGUUUAAUUUAAUGUCUGAAAAGGAACAGAGGAAUUCAACUUUGAAAACGAAAUAUAAUUAAUUUGGAAAGCUGUGAAUUAACUAUGUACACUAGUAACUUAUCAUUUUUGUCAUUUUUAGCUCACUGGUUGAGUGUCGAAGGUGUUCAGCCAGCAAUCCCGGAAAACCCUCCACCAGGUUUGCAUAAAGAUAUUUAUUGUUUUAGCUAAAUGUCUGGAUUCUAUACACACUGUAUGAAAUGACCAUUCAAAAUAUAAGACAAAUCCAUGAAACUUUUUGACGGGCUUAUCCAGGAUGUUUUUUACAGGGGAUGUAAUAGAUUUCCAGGAAAGAUCACCCCAAUGUUACCACCACGUGAUUGUCCACAUCUGCCAUUCUGCCAUAAAAAGUUCCUUAAAAUGUGAGUUCAGAUAAGUAAUGUAUUCUUGCCAGAUUAGAAGACUUUCUUUUAUUUAUUUGCAGUGUCUCAUGAACUACAGUCGAAAGAUGUUAUGGAGAAAACUCCAAAAAUGAAGUUAAAAGACAACACAGUUUCUUCAACUGCUAGUACUAAACCUACUGCAGUAAAAACCACAACAGCGACCACAUCUAAGACUGAUUCAAAGUGGUUAGCAGCAUCGAUCGUUUCUACUACAGCUGCUUCUGAUAAACUUAAACCGUUGGUGACCCACGAACUCUCUGUUGUAAGUCAACCGAUUUAUGACAUUGAAGUACUUCUACAGCAUUUGCAACAUAUUUCAGACAUUUUAAUCUUUCCGAGACUGUUUCCAUAAUUUUGUAAUGUUAUUAUAAUGUUAAUGCGUUUUUAUGCGAACCAAGAUUUGAAUAGGUUAAAUGUUAAAGGUAUAGGUUAAAACCUUAAAUUGCAGGUAAUAAGUGCAGUAUACGUGCGUCUAAUCGUGUUGCCAGAGGGUGGACGGGUUUUACUAAGCGUUACUGUACUCAGUGUACUGCAUGUGCUUUGUGUUCAACGUCCAAAUUCCCGCAGUUAUAUCUGCUCGGUAUUUUCCGGUAUUUAGGCAACAUUCUGCUCUAUCUAGCGAGAUGCCCUAAAAUAAGAAUACUUACUCUUAUGCUGUUGGCAUCAUACAUAAACUUGUGGUGGUAUAACUCUUGGCAACUGGAUUCUGUAGCUCAGUAUUUGGAGCGCUGCACCAGAAUCACAGAGGCACAAGUUCAUGCAAUUUCUGCCAGGGCGCCUAUUAUUAUCAUUUUUUACUGCUCCUCCAUGGUUAUAUGUCUAAACUGUGCAUAUAGUUUUCGCCCAAUAUUUCCAUCUACAAAAAUUCUUUAAUAUUCUGUAGUGUUCAAUAUAAUAAAUAUAUGCAUUAGUUUUGUGCAGCUCCUAUAUCAGCACUGACCAGGUGCCAUAGUGACCACUCUCUCCUCCGCAGAGGUUAUUAAUUGUUCUUCGGACAGUUCUCGGAAUUAAUCGGGGUAGGUACUGGCCAGAAAUAAUGCGGGCGCAGAAUGAUUUUUCUCUAGCACCCUGUCCCGAUUAACUGCGAGAACUGUCCGAAAACAAUUAAUAACCUCUGCGGAGGAGACUAGGUACUGACCAGGUGCAUGGCAGCGUCGUUUUCAGGGGGUCGGGGGGUCGGCUGAGAUCAGUAUCAGUCUGCUAUCGCAGACUAACCGAAGUAGUGCAACGCGAAGUUUUGUAUUUGCAACCUCCAUAUUAAGUUUUUCUUACAUUAUUGUUUACUGUCCUUAGGAACAACAACUGUACUAUAAAGAAGUGACCGAAGCUUGUGUAGGUUCAUCUGAAGCCAAACGUGCAGUAAGUCUUGAAAAUUGUAUAUUCCGAUAAAUUGCAACAUGACAUAAUAAACAGAUAAUAUAUAGCUACGAGCAACAAAUUGCUGCAAGUUGCAACAAACAGAUUUCAACACAACCUAUUUAAGAAAACUUACACAUAAUUAAAACUUGAUACAAAAUUCAUAAUUUCUAACUUUCGUGCGUUGGAAUUAUGUUUUUUGCCUCAUAUCUUAAGGUGGCUCGAUGCAGUUUUUAAAAAAGUGGAAAAUUCACCGAUUUAGAUCCGUAUUUUUGGACAAGUAUUACUUGUUGAAAAACAAAAAGUAUCACGUUUUGAAAGCCAAAUUUUGUGAAGUAUACAAUCGCCUGCCAACAUUAGUAACCAAGUGAGAUAACGUUCAUAGUUCGUAUGUUCUUAAAAAGUUGAGCUACUGCAUGUCAGAAUACAAACUGCACAUGCAAAACACAUCUUCAGUGAUAAAUAUAUGUGAAACUCUAUAACGGUUUAAUAUAACUGUAAAUCUAGCUUGAACGGUUAAAUAUGUUUUGCACUUGUUUAUGUAGGAAGCCUUACAGAGUCUCUCAAGUGAUCCUGGUCUCUAUCAGAUGCUACCACGAUUUUGUACAUUUAUUGCUGAAGGGGUAAAUAUCACGCAUUUUACAAGCUUGUUUGUUGUAAACCGAGUCAUUUUGAUUGCAAGGUCACAAUAUGUACAGAGCUAGGCUGGUUGACAUAUGUCUGGAUAGGGCGACUUGAUGACCUGGUAGUUGUACAUUAAUUUUACGUAACGUUAUUACCAUAUAAUAUGUACGUCGGGUUUUUUAUGUCUAUUGGAGAUUGGCUAGUUCCUCUGCAGGCUGGGCUGUAUUCACACCGUAUUAUUGUAAUUCUGCGUUUCGACUAAUCUAUCGUCAUCGUCGGGAAUUAUGAAUAAUUAUUUUGGAUAAUUCCUGAAGAUGAAUAUGGCUUAGUCAAAUGUAGCAUUGUAAUAAAAAUGAAAAUUUUCCUUAAAAUGUACAGAGCAUUCGAUAUAGCUAUAUAUAAAUACGGGUACGCUUUCUGACAUACGAGGUAGUACAGCACCAUUUUAACAUCAUGCAGUCUUUUACUCACAAGAAAGACUUGCACGCCUUUUAAGCGUAUGUAACUUAGAUGAUUUAAGCGUACAUGUAUGUAAAAGAGAUGGACCAUUUGAUAAGGCGUAUAUUUCCCUAUGGCGGCCAUCAUGGAUUUUCGAAUGGCGGCCAUCUUGGAUUUAAUUUUUGUUUAUUCCUUGUAAACUCCAAUAUAUAAUUUAAGCGUAUAGCUUUCGACGUUUUGUUGGUUGUAUCCCUAUCAUUCCGCAGCUUUCUAAUAUACUGUAAAUUAUGAAUUCCUUGGUGGAGGGCAAUUUUUUCGAACUUGUUCGAUUACUGUGCUUAAAGGCUGAUUUCCACUGUUGCGUUUUUCGGGGAAUUAUUAUAAUGACAAUUUAGGCCAUUAUAUUGGUUAGUAUAUAUCAACGAUUUUAAGGCCGUUUUAAACGUCGGUAAAAAGUCAUACCAUUAGUUUAUUAUAUACAGACCAAAACGAAGCCGUUAUUCCAUGACUUAACGGCCUCGUUUCGUUCAGUAUACUAGCAGUAUCAAAACGAAGCCGUUAUUCCAUGACUUAACGGCCUCGUUUCGUUCAGUAUACUGGCAGUAACGAAAAGAAGCCGUUAUGCCAUGACUUAACGGCCUCGUUUCGUUCGGUAAAUUGGCAGUAACGAAAAGAAGCCGUUACUCCAUCACUUAACGGCCUCGUUUCGUUCAGUAUACUAGCAGUAUCAAGACAAAGCCGUUAUGCCAUGACUUAACGGCAUCGUUUCGUUCGGUAAAUUGGCAGUAUCAAGACAAAGCCGUUAUGCCAUGACUUAACGGCCUCGUUUCGUUCGGUAAAUUGGCAGUAACGAAAAGAAGCCGUUACUCCAUGACUUAACGGCCUCGUUUCGUUCAGCAUAUUAGCAGUAGUAGAGGUUAAGAUACCCCGGUUCCGGUUUACGGGUACGGGUGAUAUACACAAGACGUUCGGUAAAUUGGCAGUAACGAAAAGAAGCCGUUACUCCAUGACUUAACGGCCUCGUUUCGUUCUGGCAUAUUAGCAGUAGAGAGGUUAAGAUACCCCGGUUCCGGUUUACGGGUACGGGUGAUAUACACGUACCCGUACCCGUAAAUCUGGGAACGACUUCACUUAAGAAAUCCAAGAUAGUAAAUUGGCAGUAACGAAAAGAAGCCGUUACUCCAUGACUUAACGGCCUCGUUUCGUUCAGCAUAUUAGCAGUAGAGAGGUUAAGAUACCCCGGUUCCGGUUUACGGGUACGGGUGAUAUACACGUACCCGUACCCGUAAAUCUGGGAACGACUUCACUUAAGAAAUCCAAGAUAUUCCGGCAUGAGAAAACCGAUCAGACAAUGGCAACUUUCGCUGUUGAGGUUCGUCAUUCAUUGUUCAAACUUUGACAAGUAUAUGUGCAGUAUUUAAUUGGGUAAGAUUAUGGAUAAUUUUUACUAUUUGAGCUCUCUAGUUCCCAAACGAACCCGCGACCUUUGGGAUACUAGUUCAGGGUUCGAUUCCCACAGUGGUCAGGCUAACUUUUCAGCCUGCCCGGUGUGGAUAUACACUCAGAGUAACAUCAAGAACAUUAUAUUCACCUGAGUACAUAACAUCAAAACACACACAAAAAAUUAUAUAUAAAUUACUUUUAAAAAUAUACUUUUGCUGAAAUAUACUAUACAAAAUAUACUACGGACCUAUCUUACAAAAUUAUUUAGGCUUCGUUUCGAUACCACUAAUAAUCUAAUAUAAACUAUAUAGACUAUACGGCGAAUACUGAAAAUCGCCUUGGCGAGUAGGUUACUUGAAUGCUAUUUUGAUAAAUUAUUUUUUCAUAUAAACUUAAAAUGCUUCAAACAAGGGAAAUGCUUCAUUUUGAAGAACGGGAAUGAUGCGAAAAUAUGCGAUAAAAUUGAUUUUUAAACUUGUCGGAUUUUCAAACUUGUUGGCUCCAUUUCUCCGAGUUUGAAAAUCAUACAAAUUUUAAAAUGAAGAAAAUCAAACAAGUUUUAAAAUAUCAAAUAUAUGCAUCAUUCCCAUACUUACUGAUGCUAUGACACAUGAAGCAUUUCCCGACAAUUUACAACAUUUUCCCAAGUGAAAAUAAUAUGCGCAAUAACGAUGCGCAGACAGUGAGCACCGCCUAAUAAAACAAGCAAUAAUAAUAAUAAUAAAAAUAAUGAUAAUAAUAUUCUAUUCUCAAUCUAAAUACUAUAAAAUUUAAGUAAACUACUUACAAACUUAUAGUAAAAUAGUAAAAAUUAUCCAUAAUCUUACCCAAUUAAAUACUGCACAUAUACUUGUCAAAGUUUGAAACAAUGAAUGACGAACCUCAACAGCGAAAGUUGCCAUUGUCUGAUCGGUUUUCUCAUGCCGGAAUAUCUUGGAUUUCUUAAGUGACAAGUCGUUCCCAGAUUUACGGGUACGGGUAUGUGUAUAUCACCCGUACCCGUAAACCGGAACCGGGGUAUCUUAACCUCUCUACUGCUAAUAUACUGAACGAAACGAGGCCGUUAAGUCAUGGCAUAACGGAUUCGUCUUGAUACUGCUAGUAUACUGAACGAAACGAGGCCGUUAAGUCAUGGCAUAACGGCUUCGUCUUGAUACUGCUAGUGUACUGAACGAAACGAGGCCGUUAAGUCAUGGCAUAACGGCUUCGUCUUGAUACUGCUAGUUUACUGAACGAAACGAGGCCGUUAAGUCAUGGAGUAACGGCUUCUUUUCGUUACUGCCAGUAUACUGAACGAAACGAGGCCGUUAAGUCAUGGAAUAACGGCUUCGUUUUGAUACUGCUAGUAUACUGAACGGAACGAGGCCGUUAAGUCAUGGAGUAACGGCUUCUUUUCGUUACUGCCAGUUUACUGAACGAAACGAGGCCGUUAAGGCAUGGAAUAACGGCUUCGUUUUGAUACUGCCAGUAUACUGAACGAAACGAGGCCGUUAAAUCAUGGAAUAACGGCUUCGUUUUGAUACUGCCAGUAUACUGAACGAAACGAGGCCGUUAAAUCAUGGAAUAACGGCUUCGUUUUGAUCUGUAUAUAAUACUAUUAUUAAUGGUAUGGUCUGUAUAUAAUACUAUUAUUAAUGGUAUGAUUUUUUACCGACGUUUAAAACGGCCGGUUACUGCCAGUAUACUGAACGAAACGAGGCCGUUAAAUCAUGGAAUAACGGCUUCGUUUUGAUCUGUCUAUAAUACUAUUAUUAAUGGUAUGAUUUUUUACCGACGUUUAAAACGGCCGCAAAAUGACUGAUAUAUAUAGACGAGAAUAAUGACUUAAUUCGUUAUUCAGUAUACUGAACGAAACGAGGCCGUUAAAUCAUGGAAUAACGGCUUCGUUUUGAUCUGUAUAUAAUACUAUUAUUAAUGGUAUGAUUUUUUACCGACGUUUAAAACGGCCGCAAAAUGACUGAUAUAUAUAGACGAGAAUAAUGACUUAAUUCGUUAUUAUCUAUUCAUUCCCUAUUAAGCUGGGCAUUUCUUUGUGGGUCUGGCUGUCUGGAGGGCAUGCAGUUGCCCCCUCUCCAUUUUUAAAAUUUUAGUGUCUUUGAAAUGGCAUUUCCCACAUUUUGCAGGCCUUUUUUAAGGAUUUUCCCGUGGGGGGGCAUUUUUUGAAAAGGGACUUUUCUGUGGGAUAAUCUAUUAGAGGGGGAUAGCAAUGGCUGAAGGCUACGUGUGGCCAAUAUACCACGCAUGAAUGGGGGGUCUGGGUGUACUCCCCCAGAAAAUGUUUGAAAUUUGACUCCCGGAAAUGUCAUUUCCUGCAUUCUGAGCAUCCAAAUUUGCUCCAAAAUUUAUCCUAACUAUACUUGUAUUUGAAAUAAAUAAAGGAAGAAACACACAAAAAGUAAAAAAAAAUUAACCAUCAUUUAUCAUUACUUAUUAGAGGAGGAUAGCAAUGGUCAGGUGUGUGGGGGUGUAUUCCCCCAGAAAAUUUUUGAAAUUUGAACCACGGUAAUGCCAUUUCCUGCUUUCUGAGCAUCCAAAUUUGCUCUAAAAUUUAUGCUAACUAUAGUUGUAUUUGAAAUAAAAGAUGGAAAAAUGCACAAAAAGUAAAAAAGAAUAUUAACUGUAAUUUAUCAUUACUUAUUGGAGGGAUAAUCCCCAGAAAAUUUUUGAUAUUUGAAACCCGGAAAUGCUAUUUCCUGCAUUCUGAGCAUCCAAAUAUUAAAAAUAUUAUUAACAAUAAUUUAGAAAAAAGUAACAAUUUAAAUCGAUUUUGUUAAACUUUUAGGACAAGGGAUGAAGCCUAAAACUUACUUUCCGUUUAUGUAUUUGUUAAUCUUCGCUGGUUUGUUUGUAUAAUUUUAGGGAAAAGGGACUUUUCCUGGGGGGGGGGCAAAAUGUGAUUUUGUGGGGGGCACAAGGGGGGACUGGGGGGCAUCCCCCCCAGCUUGUAUGUUAAAAAAGGCCCUGUAUCGAACUCUCAAAGACUGAGACAUUUUGGUCGAGACUUGUUUUUUGCUAGUUUUUUCUCGUUUACAAAAGUGAAUUAUGCUCUUACCUGAACAUUAAAAAUUAUACGAUACGAAAUAUACUGGAAUGUCAAUUCUGAACAACUUCUGAGCUUUUCGGCCGCAAAAACGACACAACUGGAGUAUAGAACAUCGUGUAGAACAACUUUUUGAUCUCUUUUUGACUUGUCAACACAAGUUUCGAACUUCACUCCUUCGAGUAUAAUUUUCCCUUUUCGCAGCGUUCAAGUAGUGUUUGUAGCCCCAUUUGUUGUUAAAAAUGUCCAGUCUAACCCAUUUUCUUGAAAUUAAAACGAAACAGCAAGCCACCUGGAUAGUUUCGUUAAAAUCGCUGUUUUUAUGACAAAAAUUCGGAUUUCCCCAUCUAUUUCCUUAUAAAAAAAUUUCACGGUACUGGCUGGGAAGUUACGCAUGCGCAGUAUGGCCGAUCAUGCGUGUGACUUGUUUUGGCUUGAGUGAACUCUCUGUAUAUACUUCCUCUGUGAUUUCGCUGUCGUCAUGCAGUCGUUAUAAUGCAAACUUUAAAUUGGACCAAUCAGUGUCCGCUAUUCAUGACAGUCCGCCAUAUUUUUGCGAUCAGUGAGGAUUACCACCCACCGAAACAUCGUUGGUGAGCCACGCCCGCGAUUAUUGAUGAACUUUAGACUUCGCUAAUGCUUUCGUUUCCGCUGGUGUAAAUAACCGGGGGUAUUAGUACCCUUGCACGGCUCUUCGCGCCGUCGGCUCGUGGACUAUAUAUUGGAGAAGUUGCAGGGAAGUAUGGGUAAUAUGAUUCUUUGCAGUUUGUCAUGGAUAAUGUAACGGCUUAAAAUUAAUUAUUUGUCAGUAUUUCGAAGGUAUAUUAUUUAAAUGAUAAAGGUUGCAUGACUUUGAAAAAAAUAAUUAUUUGCAAAUUAUUGAUAGGGCUGCAGGCCCCAGCCCGGUUGCAAUGGCCCUGAGUAGUAAUAAACAAAAAACAUUUACUGAUUUACGAUUUGUUAAAUGUUAUCAAUGUAAAUGCCAUGAUUUCGUAAAUCAGUUUAUACUGACAAUACAAUUACAUUAUAUUUUCUCUGUUUAACCAACUAAACUUUUGUUAUACUAUUAUUGCCACAAUUUUCCGAAUGCCCAACCUGAUUUUCCGAAUAUGUUAACUGUAAAAAAGUUGGGGGGUGGGUGGGUUAACCAAUACACCCCGCCCCCCUCGCUACGGCCCUGUCUGUCCCGUGAGAUGCGAUGGCCUCUUGACGCAAACACUAUGCAAAUUUAUACUAGACAAACAAACGAUUCGCCUUAAUACCGUCGCUUGCAACUAAGGAUGAACGGUUGCAGAUAAAACAUUGUCUUUCUCAUGACAAAGUACAAUGUUUCUACCGAGAAACUUCAAUAUUUAUGAUGAUCAUGUAAUGGUUUCAAUUAGCUCAGCCAAUCAGCUUGGAGCUAGUUAAAAGUGUUCUUGACAAAUAUUGAAGAUUCUCACACAAAUAGACAAUGUUUUUAUAUGCGACGGUCCACCUUAGUUGCAAGCGUAGUUCGUUUUUUACCUUUUUUGCGGGCAAGGAAAUACCCUUUCUACGGCCUCCCUAAAAACCGCCUGCCACGCAAGCUAGGCUGGAUCAAAAAAGGCGGAUGUUGAGUGGCUUGUCAGAGUGACUAAUUCUGAUCUGCUGGUGGUAGAUCAAAACUCGUGAAACAACGCACCUGUAUGGUUAGUAGAUUACAAAGAGUUUUAUGAAGGGGGAACUAUUAAUGCGGUCGACAAGCACAAAAAUCAUAGCUUGCACUAUACUUUACGUUCAGCUUUGAUGAAUGCUUUUUCAAGCAAUACUUAUGCAUUUAUGACAUUUAUAAUAUUUAUAAUAUUAGAAGGCUAUAUUAAUAUAGUUUGAAUAAAAGAUUGUAUUUAUCUGUUUGAUUCUCAUUCACGAAAUGUUUGUGGUACACCUGUACAUGCCUGAUCCAAAUGAUAAUAAAUGCAUACCCAGUUAAUGCGAAUUUAUAGAACUUUAAGACAUGCAAUUACUAUGCUGAAGACUGCCCAACUAUCCAAGAGACGACUGAGGAAGACACACGAACUUCCAGUAUUUACUCGCAGCAUUUCACUUACAAUUUGUAAUUCUAGUUGUACGAGUGUAGUCCACCGACCAAAUGGUCUACGGACCAGGUCCGUGGACCUGGGGUCCGAGUUUUGUCGUUUCCCAGCUGAAGUUUAUGGAAAUCAGGACAAACCUUUAUCCGAUUUACAAACAUUGAUUAAACAUUCAUUUCUUUGUCUUUUUCUCGUGAAUUAUUGAGAUUUUUAAGUAUUAUAUUCAAUGGUAUUAUUUCAUACACUUAUUUGUAUGUGUAUUGAUUAACCCUUAAUCUAUUAUCUGGAGAAUUCUAUAUUUAAUAUAUUGUGCGGCUUGCUAAUGCUUCGUAUUAUUUGUUAUAUACAUUUCUUCAUUGUACAUUUUACGCCCUGCGUCAAUUUGACAGUCGACAGCCUUUGUUUAGCAGAUGCGAAAAGCUGGUAAAUGAAUAAAGGCGGAUUUCCAGUCCUCGCACGAAGCUCCUCGCAGCUCGCUGCGAGUACUCGCACGAAUGUCAUCCCGUUUCUACCACACGCCAAUCUCGUAGCUCAUGGCAUGCCCAUUCGCAGGUUAGGUAGUAGCGGGAAGAGUUCAAAGUUAAAAAUGGCACUUAACAAAAAGCAAUUAUUGCUUUUGUUGUUCGUACCAAAUACUUAGAAGGGCUUUGGGUAAGACCAAUAUUCCAAACGAGGGCACAAUUAAGUGAAUUUUUUACACUACUAUAGUUAAAGAAUUACGGGAGGAAGACCACGAAGGCUACUUCAAUUAUUUCAGAAUGUUACCAGACCAAUUUGAUUAUUUACGCAAUUUGGUAAAGCCACUAAUUUAGAAAUCCAAUAAAAACUAUUAAAAUUUCUGUAUUUUCAUCACCCCAUCUAGCCUCCAUUUUGAAAACAAAAUAUCACGUGACUGUAAGUCGUUUUAUGAUUGGUUUAUUAUUGCGACCUCUCGCAGCGAGUAAAAAUUUUGAACUAUUUUUUGCGAGCGGCAAAACACUCGCAGAACGCCUGCGAGUUCUCGCAGCAAGCUGCGAGGAGCUUCGUGCCAGGACUAGAAAUCCGCCUUUAAAGCAUGGUUCCGUGCAGGCUCGCCUUUCUCCCGGUGACGCAGGCUAAAUCUCAUGCCAAUAGGCCAACAAAUUUUGUAACCUUAUGCUGACGAUCUGACUAACCAGCAAGUUUUCUAUAUAACAAGUUUUCAUAGGCAAGUUUUAUUUGCAUGUGCGUAUAUACAACAAAUCUUCUCUGACGAAUAUUCGAUUUUUUUACUGGAAAGUUCUUGAAGUUGAAAAAAACAAAUCUAAGCCUAAGGCCUGGAAAAUCCUUCAUCGUUCAGGCCUUAAAAUAUAUUUUGCAGGGCCGUCUGACAAAAUGUUCGAUGACUUUGAGUUUGGGUCGCACUAUAUGAUGAUGUACAACGAUCUUCAGUUCAGUUUAGCUCUGAAUGACGAAAUAAGUCUGAAUGACGCAAAUUAAUAUCAGCACAAUGUAUUAAUUCUGAAUUAAAUGUGAAGAUAUUAGAUAACUUGUAGCAUUCAUGCUUAUUUCCAAAGAAAUGUUUAACAAAAAAACUUUGCAGGAGCUCUUCUUACAAUCUGCUGGAAAUUUAUAUUAUCUCGAGAAGGAGAAUGCCACAUUCCAAGGUCGUAGAUUCGAUUCCCACCGUGGCCAGGCGUAUUUUUUAAGCAUGCCCAGUGUGGUUACACACUCAGAGUAACAUCACAAGCGUCAUAAUUUACUUGUUUAAAAAUUCCAAAAGUGUUUGCAAGUCGAGAUUGCCUCACGCUGACAUUAAAAUUUACCACAAUGUCCGACCGCAUGAUACGUUCUCAGAAAUCUACUUAUUCAGGAAGUUUAUAUUUGGAUUUUGCUGCCAGGAAGUGAAAUAUAUUUUCAUGAAUUUUAUAUUCACUAAUGGUAGAAACCCUGUACUAUAUGCACUGUUACACCAGGGUGAUCCAGGUAUUCGUGGUGGGGACAUAUUCGGCACAACUUCCUUAUGUGCAGUACUAGUAAAAGUUUUCAACCAAAUAAAACUUUGUUUUUAAUACUUGUUUCAAACUUACAUUUCAUAGAAGUACCCAGUGGUAUCAGGAUGGCUUUUACACUUGAUGGCUUCUAUAUUUAAAUGGGUAAUUAUUUACAUUAAUAGCUACAAUUAACCGAUAAUUCAAAUUACGGUUUCUUUACAUGCAAAAUGAAUGGCACAUCGUCCAACUGGAUUUGAACAAUGGUAUCAGACUUUAAGGAAUGGUAAUCAAUUCCCAAUUGUCGCAUAUUUAGUCAAUUGAUCGUCAUACAUACCCCCCUCUUCUGUGAUCAUACAUUAUUAACCCAUCGAGUGGCAACACUUUCCCACUGACGAGUAAAUCGUCUGGCACUAGACAGGGUAAAAUAUUAAAAUAGGGUGCAUCUGGGCACAUUGCCACUUAAUUAGUAUAGGUAAUCAGAGUACUAUUAAUCCCUAAUUAUACGAGCAACAUCGCAUGAUUACUUGUUUAUUAUUAGCAUGACAAAAUUGGAUACGUACUUCUCAAUGUCAACAUCAUAUUCUCUCGCUCAAGCCCAGUGAAAGUGACCCCGCCCAGUGUCGACAUAGCUCUAACUUCAGAAAACAAAAAGGGAUAGUCUUUCUGAAGUGCUUAUAGUGUUUAGAAGGGUUGCUUUUAGGAGUGCAUGGUCAUUGGAAGAAAAAAUUUGUCUAAGUAUAAUAUUUUACAAGAAAAUGACCCGGGUUAAUUGCUAAUUAUGCAUAAAAUAACUAAUAUGCCUGGCAGAAAUUAAAUAUUCUUAUUUCCUAAAAAUAUUAUCAUGCUUAAUUUAAUAUAAAUAUUGUUGAUUUCAUGAGGAUUGUCAUUGUUUUUUUUAAAUAUAAUACAUUUUAUUUCACUUACCCCCCACGAAAACACGUUUUCAGCCAUAUUUUGCCGUCUUGUUUGCUUUUUAUCGCCGAAUCUCGCAAAUAUCUUCCACUUGUUGUACUUUUGCAUAAUCAUAAAUGGCUGAAGAAGAUUACAAAGAAGGUUUCAUCAAGUUUUGAACAGUGCAGUGUAUUUUAUCUUCGAUAUUGUGUCGUUCGAUAUUUCGUCAAAUUGCCGCCAUUUUAAUGGCUCGCCGCUUCUCUGCCCGAUAAAUGCCACUUCUUCGUUUCCAUAUGUAUUUAGAUUACAUUAUCCAAGAGUAGUUCAUUCUAGAAUAGUCCCAAUCCAAAAAUUGAAAACAUUAUUUGUACUUGGGAGGAAAAAACCUCCCACAAUAGUUGUCCUGUCAGAAUUCAAAAGAAGUAAUUUAAAAGUCACGCGCAAGUUCGCGAAAACAACUCGUGGGCUACUUGACAGGGGGGGGGGAUGAAUAUUUUCACGUGGCUACUUGACAGGGGGGGGGUGAAUAUAUAACCUAACUAAAUGUAUUUAUAUUUUUUGUAUUUUUAUAAUUGAUGAUAAAAAUACGCAAAUAUUUAUUGUUUUUAUCAUAAAUCACAAAAAUACAAUAAAUAUAAUGUACUUAGUUAGGUUGCUGUGGCCUGUGGUGGCGAACAAACGUUUCGUGAAAAUAUUCACCCCCCUGUUAUGUAACACACGAGGUGUUUUCGCGAACUUGCGCGUGACUUUUAAAUUACUUCUUUUGAAUUCUGACAGGACAACUAUUAUGGGAGGUUUUAUCCUCCCAAGUACAAAUAAUGUUUUCAAUUUUGGGAUUGGGACUAUUCUACAAUGAAGUACUCUUGGAUAAUGUAAUGUAAAUACAUAUGAAAACGAAGAAGUGGCAUUUAUCGGGCAGAGAAGCGGCAAGCCAUUAAAAUGGCGGCAAUUUGAUGAAAUAUCGAAGGACACAAUAUCGAAGAUAAAAUACACUGCACUGUUUCAAAACUGGAUGAAACCUUCUUUGAAAUCUUCUUCAGCCAUUUAUGAUUAUGUAAAAGUGCAAUAACUGGAUGAUAUUUGCGAGAUUCGGCGAUAAAAAGCAAACAAGACGGCAAAAUAUGGCUGAAAUCGUGUUUUCGUGGGGGGUAAGUGAAAUAAAAUGUAUUAUAUUUAAAGAAAAUAAUGACAAUACUUAUGAAAUCAACAAUAUUUAUAUUAAAUUAAGCAUAGUUUUUCACCCCAUGAUAAUUUUUUUUUAGGAAAUAAGAAUAUUUAAUUUCUGCCAGGCAUAUUAGUUAUUUUAUGCAUAAUUAGCAAUUUACCCGGGGUGGUGCAUGGUCAUUUUCUUGUAAAAUAUUAUACUUAGACAAAUUUUUCCUUCCAAUGACCACCCCUAAAAGCAACCCUUCUAAACACUAUAAGCACUUCAGAAAGACUAUCGCUUUUUGUUUUCGGAAGUUAGAGCUAUGUCGACACUGCCGUUUCAGGGCGGGGUCAUUUUCAGGACUUUCGUCCCGGAUUCAGGUUUUGGCACAUAUGCCAUGUUGACCGCAAUGGUCAUUUUACCCUAAAACAGUUGAGAUUACCUGUGCUAAAUGAAACGCAUACAAACUCAUAUACAGGUCCUAGACUACAAACAAAAGCACCAAAUUUUGGUUGAAAAUCUGGCAGAACUGGGCUUGGACGAGAGAAUAUGAUGUUGACAUUGAGAAGUACGUAUCCAAUUUUGUCAUGCUAAUAAUAAACAAGUAAUCAUGCGAUGUUGCUCGUAUAAUUAGGGAUUAAUAGCACUCUGAUUUACCUAUACUAAUUAAGUGGCAAUGUGCCCAGGUGCACCCUAUUUUAAUAUUUUACCCUGUCUAGUGCCAGACGAUUUACUCGUCAGUGGGAAAGUGCUGCCACUCGAUGGGUUAAUAAUGUAUGAUCACAGAAGAGGGGGGUAUGUAUGACGAUCAAUUGACUAAAUAUGCGACAAUUGGGAAUUGAUUACCUCUUUGUUUUCGGAAGUUAGAGCUUUAUCGACACGGCCGUUUCAGGGCGGGGUCAUUUUCAGGACUUUCGUCCCGGAUUCAGGUUUUGGCACAUAUGCCAUGUUGACCGCUAUGGUCAUUUUACCUUAAAACAGUUGAGAUUACCUGUGCUAAAUGAAACGCAUACAAACUCAUAUACAGGUCCUAGACUAUUGUAUUUUCAUUUAGUUCUUUUGUUCAAGCAAAAUUUGGUGCUUUUGUUCAUAUUUUCAUCUAGUUCCUUCACGGCAAUUUCAUUCCACAUCUGUGCUUAAAAUACCUUUCCGCCAUUUUGUUUGUUUUGGGAAAAUCAUUAAUUGUACUGCAGUACAAUUAAUGAAACAAUUGUACUCCUCUCAACCAAUCAGCAUCCAGUAAUUUUGUCAUGCUAAUAUUAAAAGGGUUAAUAGUUAUAUUCAGGUCAUUUUAUUUAUGAAAGCUAUAUAAUAUGUUAUUGAGGGUGGAGUGUUUUCACACAAUUUCGAGUUUUCCCAAUUUCCACGAGUGUUGAUAUUUAACAAAUAUAAAACAUUUUCCGUGUUGAUAUACAGUUAUAAUCAACACGAGUGGAAAUUGGGAAAACGAGAAAUUGUGUGGAAACACGUUUUCUCAAUUUCCACGCGUAUUAGACAGGGUAAAAUAUUAAAAUAGGGUGCAUCUGGGCACAUUGCUACUUAAUUAAAGUUAUAUAUUUUAAUAGUUAUAUUCAGGUCAUUUUAUUUUUGAAAGCUAUAUAAUAUGUUAUUAAUAUUUAACAAAUAUAAAACAUUUUCCGUGUUGAUAUAUAUAUCAACACGAGUGGAAAUUUUGGGGAAACGAGAAAUUGUGUGGAAACACGACGUCUGGAGGGUGGAGUGUUUUCACACAAUUUCGAGUUUUCCCAAUUUCCACGAGUGUUGAUAUUUAACAAAUAUAAAACAUUUUCCGUGUUGAUAUACAGUUAUAAUCAACACGAGUGGAAAUUGGGAAAACGAGAAAUUGUGUGGAAACACGUUUUCUCAAUUUCCACGCGUGCUGAUAUAAUUGUAUAUCAACACGGAAAAUGUUUUAUAUUCGUUAAAUAUUAACAACAUAUUAUAUAGCUUUCAUAUUAUAAUCUAUAUUCGUUGAAAUUGGGAAAACUCGACAUUGUGUGAAAACACUGCGCUCUCCGGACGUCGUGUUUCCACACAAAUAUCAACACGGAAAAUGUUUUACAUUUAACAAAUAUAAAACAUUUUCCGUGUUGAUAUACAGUUACAUCAACACGAGUGAAAUUGAGAAAACGAGAAGUUGUAGUGGAAACACGACGCUCGAGUUUUCCCAACUUCCACGAGUGUUGAUAUAACUAUAUAUCAAUACGGAAAAAUGUUUUAUAUUUAUUUUAUAAUAUAGCAAUGUCAAAAGCGCGGAGUGUUUUCACACAAUGAGAAGUUGUAUGGAAACACGACGCUCGAGUUUUCCCAACUUCCACGAGUGUUGAUAUAACUAUAUAUAUAUCAAUACGGAAAAAUGUUUUAUAUUUGUUUUAUAAUAUAGCAUUUGUCAAAAGCCCGAAGGAUAAGAAAAAUUUCCGUGUUUACAAGCGGCGGAAAAUUUCCCGUGUUGACAUUGAGUUAUAUCAACACGGUUCUUAGCCAAUCAGCGUUCAGAAUUUAUAAAGAAACAUAAAGAAAGAAAUUUCCGACGUUUCCCGUGUUGACAUUGAGUUAUAUCAACACGGUUCUUAGCCAAUCAGCGUUCAGAAUUUAUAAAUGCUAUUUUAGUAUAGAUAAUCAUGGUAAUCAUGCGAUGGCGCGUACAAUUAGUGAUUAAUAGUACGAGUGAUGUUUGGAAAUUUUGACAAAAUUGGACGAGCCGCCUAACAAAUAUAAAACAUUUUCCGUGUUGAUAUACAGUUACAUCAACACGAGUGAAAUUGAGAAAACGAGAAGUUGUAUGGAAACACGACGCUCGAGUUUUCCCAACUUCCACGAGUGUUGAUAUAACUAUAUAUCAAUACGGAAAAAUGUUUUAUAUUUAUUUUAUAAUAUAGCAAUGUCAAAAGCCCGAAGGAUAAGAAAAAUUUUCGUGUUUACAAGCGGCGGAAAAUUUCCCGUGUUGACAUUGAGUUAUAUCAACACGGUUCUUAGCCAAUCAGCGUUCAGAAUUUAUACAAAUGCUAUUUUAGGAUAGAUAAUCAUGCGAUGGCGCGUACAAUUAGUGAUUAAUAGUACGAGUGAUGUUUGGAAAUUUUGACAAAAUUGGACGAGCCGCCGAGGCAAUUCCAGCUUUUUGUUUAUGCGUGCAUGGUACGAUGGGAAGUAAGGUAUCACGUUGCUGAUUAUGCUGAAAAAAUAGAAAUGGUGGCCGUGUAAACACGCAGUGAUAGCUUAUACUUGUAAAUAUUGAAAUAUUUUGGUUGUUGCGGUAGUUUUUAUUGAAAUAUUUCGGCAUAAUCAGCACUAUGAUACCUUACUUCCCAUCAUCCCCUGCAGGCAUAAACUAAAAGCUGGAAUUGCCUAUUGUACGAGCAACAUUGCAUGAUUACUUGUUUAUUAUUAGCAUGACAAAAUUGGAUACUUCUCAAUGUCAACAUCAUAUUCUCUCGCCAUUCCUGCCAUACUUUCUGUCGUAUCUUCAUUUAGUUCUUUUGUUACUAGAAAGAUUUGGUGCUUUUGUUCGUCUUUUCAUCUAGUUCCUCUAGGGAAAUUUAAUUUUCCAUUUGUGUUUAAAAUACCUUUCCGCCAUUAUGUUUGUUUUGCUCUCAACCAAUCGGCAUCCAGUAAUUUUGUCAUGCUAAUAAUAAUAAUUGUUAAAGAAUAACUUAAGCCUUUAAGUGGUGGCAAUGUGCCCUAAUCUGUGUAACACCAGGCAAUUUUGCUCAUCAAGAGGGUAAUGCUGACAUUCAGUGGAUUGAUACUAUAUUAUUUUACUCUGUCUAACACCAGACAAUUUUGCUCAUCAAACGGUUAAGGGUGGUCUAGUGCUGCCACUUAAUUGGGUAAUGGAAUUUUAGUCUAACUUAAGUACAAUUUAUUGAAUAUUAUAUUGACUGGUUUGUUAUUCUUUAUUUAGAAAUUUACUCAUUUUUGUAAGAAAAUUAUAGCAAAAGCAGCGACAAGGUAUUUUGUAGGUUCGCAUAGUAAUAUAAAAAUUGUGUACAGCCGUGAAUAAAACCUUGACAACACACUCAUCUUCAUCUUGUUUAUUUUGAAAUUCACUUUUGAAGUGUGGAAUUGUAGACAGUUUGAUCUAAAAAUCCGGCGAGAUCUACUAUAUAUAUAUAUAUAUAUAUAUAUAUAUAUAUAUCUAUAUAUAUCUGGAUCGAGCAAGAACUUCAGUCAUUAUUCGGUAGAAAAGUGAAGCCAAGAUAGCCGAAUUGACGUCCAAUAGCUCUGAAGUUCGUAAACAUUUUUUAUACCAUUAUAUAUAUAUAUAUAUAUAUAUAUAUAUAUAUAUAUAUAUAUAUAUAUAUAUAUAUAUAUAAAUUCCUAUACGGCUGAAACAGACUGUUGUGGUUCUUUGAGGUAAAACGAAAAACUAUAUUACGCUCUAUCUAUAUGGUAUUGAGCACUGUUUGUGUUUCGUAAACCAAAAUCUUAAGCGAUAUAUAUAUAUAUAUAUAUAUAUAUAUAUAUAUAUAUAUAUAUAUAUAUAUAUAUAUAUAUAUAUAUAUAUAUAUAUAUAUAUAUAUCUGGAUCGAGCAAGAACUUCAGUCAUUAUUCGGUAGAAAAGUGAAGCCAAGAUAGCCGAAUUGACGUCCAAUAGCUCUGAAGUUCGUAAACAUUUUUUAUACCAUUUUUAUCAAGCUAAUUUCAUUUUUUUCUAAUGGAUCAUAUGCUAAUUAAGUUAUCAUGGUGUCAUUGUCACCACGCUUGCCUUUCAAGCUGGGAGAACGGGGUUCAAUCCUUGGUCGUACCGUACCUCUACUCAAGGUCUUAAAAUAAUUGAGGAGAAAAAGCUACUUUUACAUUGACGUCAGUAAAUGGUUAGACGUUCGUGUCGUUUCGGAUACGUUAAAUCGUAGGUACCUCGGAUCCUCUAUUAAUUGAACAAUAGCUUAUUGAGAAAUCAGCUCAUCAACGUCAAUGAAAUUAGAAACUCAACUGAAAUCAUAAUAUUGAUCUUAACUGCAGCUUAACUUAGUAUGCAGCUUCGUGUCAGUAUGACCACAUAUAUAGACAUGCAAAAAUAGCAGAAUGGGAUUGAAACUAAUGUCCAGUAGCUCCAUUUUGGCUCCUCCUUUUGGACCCGAGUUCCCACUCCAGAUAUAUAUGGAGCUUACUGAAAAAAAAACUCGUUCAUCGUACAGUACUGUACAUGCGAGCAAGCACAGUAAAUUUUGUAAAACGUGCUCGUCUGUUUGUGGCUUUAUUGGACCGGGGAUUGCAUUCUGCAACUGAAAACAUGUCUGAAAAUUAACUUGACUUUGACUUUAUUUGAUGAAAAUAUAUGGCAUACCGUGGUUUCGAAAUAAUAAAAUAUGGUAUUAUAUUUUCACUACUUAGGAACACCAAUGUUGAUUUUCUACGUCAGAUGGCAAUUCCUGAUCCUCCGACCUUUAUUCCUCAAGUUCAACCAAGCAACGAACAACAUUUACAUCAGCAAUCAGACCUCAAAUCUCUCUUAAAGAAACCGU